AUUUUCAAAACACCAACUGCCGCCACAUUGUUGUUAUUUUAGUAAUUUUAGUUUUUACUUUUAAUGUGAAUUAAAUAAUAUAAAGCUAAGUUUAAGUUUAAGAAACUAUAGUAAAAUGAGUCACUUUGAGUUUUGUAUUCCCUUAAAAAAGGACGAGCUACUCGAAGCUCACGCUGGCAAAUACCAUGUAGAAGAUAUUGUCCAACCAAGAUUGUUACUAUCGAAACUACAAAAUGCAGCCCGAAGCUACAACUCUGAGGGUGUUGAAUAUAUACUGGAACACUUCGAUACAUACUUUUCAAUUAUUGUGCAUGGAGGUAAACUUGAAUGGAACGAGAUAAAUAAAGGAUUUGAGCACAUACUAAGAACUGUAAAAAGUCUUUGUGCACAUUUGGAGCCUAUACUUCAAGAGCAGACAAUUGAUGAAGACGUUCGAGUGAAGAAUUCGAACAUUGUGAAGAUGGUCAUAUAUUUGUUCACAGAAAUAAUGAAAAUUAAAGAUGUGAAAUUAGCUGCUGAUAAAUUAAAAAAGCUGACAUUAGGUAAGAAAGGCAAGAAAGCGGUAACAGAAGAAGAUGAGCUCUGUGGCUGGACCGAGGCUGACAGGCAGACAGCAUUGAUCACUUUACACCUAGUCUUACAACAACCACUCUCCAACCUGUGGGACCCGCCUUUGGCUGAACACAACUUUGUGUCAAUGGUAUCACAACCUUGUUACAAUGCUCUGGAGGACCAAAUAGUGAAGAGCAAAACUGUCAGAGAAAUAGUUUUUCAAAUACUAGGUGUACUCAUAAAGAAAUAUAACCACGGGACAUCUUGCCUCAUUAAAUUGGUUCAGAUUUUACAAAUAGCAGAACACUCUGUGUCUCCGAUAUGUGCUGGAGUGGUGCAGUUGACAAAAGACUUUGGACUUGGAACAUUUGGACCACAAAUGGUUCGUGAAAUAGCCGAAGCACUGGCAUCAAGCGAGGAGGACAGUGGGGGCGUCAGCACAGAACAAGGUGCUGCAAAGAACUGUGGAGCCUUCUUACUGGAACUCACCAAGGAACUGCCUAAGGAAAUGACCAGCGCCAUUGCCAUGAUACAAUCUUAUUUGGAAAGUGAUGAGUCAUACACGAUCCGAAUCAGUGUCCUGGGCAUGAUGUGCGAGGUGCUGAGCGUGGAGCUGCGCGGCGAGGGGCUGUCCGACGAGCAGCGCAUACAGCGCGACGACUUCCUCGACGACCUGUACGAGCACAUGCACGACCUGUCCGCGUACGUGCGCCACAAGGUGCUUCAGUUCUGGCACCGGCUGAUGCGCGAGUCGUGCAUACCUGUGACGCGGCAGCACAGCGUGCUACAGCGCGCCGCCGGCCGCCUGCGCGACAAAGCCGCGCUCGUCCGCAAAGCUGCCAUACAACUGCUCAAGGUAUUUUUAGAGUGUAACCCAUUCUCUGCCCAAUUGAAACUGGAAAUAUUAGAGGCUGAUUUGGCGAAGGAACAACAAAUUUUGGAGGAUCUUCAAAAGAAACUUAACCCUGACCCUGACCCAGCGCUUGUAAAGAAAUGGGGGGAAAUCGAAAAGGACGUUGUGAAGACGAUUAAAGAGAAAAUGGACACACUUACACAAGAUGAACCAGAUUUGUCUCAAGCCACGCUGGACAAUUUGUACGAAGGAAUACGCAGGAGUAUACGGGAAAAGAAUUACUUUAAGGCGUAUCUUGUUGUGAAGCACACAGAACGGUUAUAUCCAGAUGCGAAACUGUUGAGAUGUGAAAUGGAAAAGUCUGAUCAGCUGGACUACUUCGUGGCACUCCUCCGCAACAUCUUCGUGAUACCAGAGAGAAGGCAAUCUCUUACGCAGCAGUGUGAGAACGAGCUCGCCUUGCACAAGAGAGUGGAAGAGAAGGAGAGCGUCGUGGCCUUCCUCCAGGAGUCUGUCAACUUCAGCCGCGUGAUCUCCGAAGCUAUUCCGCUGAUCAACUCGCUGUUGAUGUCAAAGCAGGCGGGUGACGUCAGCGAGGCGAUAGACUUCUUCACUGCAGCGCACCACUUUAACAUCGACGCGGCUAAAGUUAAUAUGCUACAUCUCGUUUGGUCUCCAGAUCAGGACAAGCGCGAGGCAGUAGAGCGCGCGUACCGCGAGAUGUACCUGGAGAGUGACAGCAAGGCGGAGCGCGCGCGGGCCUUCGCCAUCGCCAGCAAACUGGUGACGCUGGUGGGCGCCGUGGACCGCGGCAGCGCGCUCGCGCUGGAGCACCUCGUCGACAACUGGCUGACCAAGGGGGACAUCACGCCGGCCAUCAUACAGGUGUUCUGGGAAAUAUUUCUAAAGAAAAUCGACGGCACCACAGAUUCGGACAGCUACGCAGCGCUCACGCUGCUCGUCAUGAUAUCCAAAGCGAAGCCGUCCGUCGCACUAGCCAACAUCGAAGUCAUCCAGACUCACGGCCUAACUGGAGACUACAACAGCAGACGACUGAGUGCAGAGUUACUCACGUCUCUGGGAAAUAAAUCACAAAAAUACCCCGCUGACCACGCUAUAUUCACAUCUUUAUAUGAAAGCUUAUUGGAAACAUUUUCAAAAUGCGACAAAUUUGCAUCUUUCGCCAGCAACUCCAUCGAUUUUAUUUACGCUGUGUGCGAUACUCCUGAUGUUAUUUGCACGAAGAUUUUAGCGGAAAUGUAUAAACGUGUAGAGGAAACUGUAAUAAAGGAAGGUGAGGACGAAGCUAGCGUGCCAACUGAAAUGCUGACUCGCUUCAUAUUUGUGCUGGGACACGUCGCGUUGCAACAACUUAUUUACUUGGACAUAUGUGUUUAUAACGAGCUGAGAAGAAGAAAUGAGGUCCGCGAAGUGCGCAAGGCGGAGGAGAAGCGGAAAAAAAAGGCGGGCGCGCUCGCCACGCCGGCGCGCCGCGGCCGCGCGGAUGACUUGCGGCGCCAGACGCUCAUGAACGCGUCCAGCGCCAGCGCCGCCUCGCGCAACAAGCGCUCCGCCAGCGUCGUCUCCAACAAGACGCCGUCCACAAACACAACAAUGACGGAGGAGGAGGCCGGGCUGGAGGGCGCCGUGGCGGACGACGCGGACGCUGAGUACAUACGCAGCGUGUGCGAGCUGAACAUCGUGGGGCCCGGCACCGCGCUCGCCAGGUACCUGCCGCUGCUGAAGUGGUGUCUGUCGCACCCCGCGCGCUGCUCGCCGGCGCUGCAGGCGGCCGCCGCGCUCACUUAUACUCGGUACAUGUUGGUGUCGAGCGUGGUGUGCGAAGAGGGCCUGACACUGAUGGUGACCGUGCUCAAGAAGUCCAAAGCCGUGUCGCUGAGGACGAAUCUCACCAUUGCUUUUGCUGAUUUGACUCUACGGUUCCCAAACCUAACACAACCUUGGACCCAUCAUAUUUACCAGAUUCUAAGCGAUGAGGAACUAGAAAUACGUCAGUGCGCAGUGAAGAUGCUGUCUUUCCUCGUUCUGCACGAAAUGGUGCGCGUGAAGGGACAGAUAGCGGACAUGGCGCUGUGCUGUGCCGACAGAGACCCGCGCGUGGCCGCCAUGACCAGGGUGUUCUUCAAACAGCUGUCCCAAAAAGGGAACGCGCUGUACAACGUCAUGCCGGACAUCAUCUCAAGGUUGAGCGAUCCAGAACUUAACGUACCGGAGGAGCAGUAUAGAGUUAUUAUGAAAUACAUAACAUCCCUCAUACAAAAAGACAGGCAAAUGGAAGCCCUGGUGGAGAAGCUGUGCCACCGCUUCAAGUUGUCGACUGAGGAGCGCCAGUGGCGGGACCUGGCGUACUGUUUGUCCCUCUUCACGUACAACGAGCGCUCGCUGCGGAAACUGAUCGAGAACCUCGACUGCUACAAGGACAAACUGCACUGCGCCGGCGUCAUGGAGUCCUUCACAACGAUCAUGAAUAACACUUCUAAAAUGGCACGCACUGAAGUAAAGAACUUAGUCACAGAGCUGGGCGACAAGAUAGAGGAAUGUUUCGCUGUGAGAGACAGAGAUGAGGCGGAAGGCGAUAGCGAAGCGUUGGGAGAGAAAAACAGAGUUGAGCCGCGAGCCACGCCGCGCCGCAAGCCGCAGCGCCGCAACCGACGGCGAUCUAGCUCCAGCCCUGAUGAGAAUGAGCCACCAGAGAACACAGAACCCGCUACUCCACAAUCUGUCAGAAAGUCCGUCAGGAAAGGGGCACAGAGAAAAAAAGUCACUUAUAAUUAUAAUUCAGAUGACUCAGCUGAUGAAGAUGGUCAAAACAAGGAGGACGAUGUAUUCAAAAAACCGACGACCAGAAAAGUUACGCGUAAACAUAAUUAAUGUUUUUUUUUUUAAUUAAAUAUUUAUAAAUAACCAA
Messenger RNA from Bicyclus anynana (squinting bush brown), 4334 nucleotides. RefSeq names its product condensin complex subunit 1 (gene Cap-D2). Gene Ontology annotation, cellular component: nucleus; condensed chromosome, centromeric region. Gene Ontology annotation, biological process: mitotic cell cycle; meiotic chromosome condensation; mitotic chromosome condensation. The record is from RefSeq and is a predicted model, not a curated record. The coding region runs from base 116 to 4297 and encodes 1393 amino acids. The transcript is spliced from 22 exons. Lineage: Eukaryota; Metazoa; Arthropoda; Insecta; Lepidoptera; Nymphalidae. Gene Ontology annotation, molecular function: histone binding.